CAGCAGCAGCCUGUCCCCAUGGACCCACUGCAAAUGGCCUGCACUGGCCCUCGGAAGAAGAGAGCCAGACAGAUGGACACAUCCAUGGGCUCCACGCAGGACAUCAAGUUUCAGGACUUGGUCCUCUUCAUUUUGGAGAAGAAAAUGGGAACCACCCGCAGAGCCUUCCUCAUGGAGUUGGCCCGAAGGAAAGGGUUCAGGGUUGAAAAUGAGCUCAGUGAUUCUGUCACCCACAUUGUGGCAGAGAACAACUCCGGUUCAGAUGUUCUGGAGUGGCUUCAGGUACAGAAAAUAAAAGCCAGCUCACAGUUGGAACUCCUCGAUGUCUCCUGGCUGAUAGAAUGCAUGGGAGCAGGAAAACUGGUGGAAAUUACAGGAAAACACCAGCUUGUAAGUAUCAUGGUGAGAGGAGACUGUCCAGCCAGCCAUGACUCAAGUCCCCAGAAAACAGAAUCAGCUGCUGUACAAAAGAUCUCCCAAUACGCAUGUCAAAGAAGAACCACAUUAAACAACCAUAACCACAUAUUCACGGAUGCCUUUGAGAUACUGGCUGAAAAUUGUGAGUUUAGAGAAAAUGAAGGAUCUUAUGUGACAUAUAUGAGAGCAGCAUCAGUACUGAAAUCUCUUCCAUUUUCAAUCAUCAGUAUGAAGGACACAGAAGGAAUUCCCUGCCUGGCGGACAAAGUGAAAUGUGUCAUAGAGGAAAUCAUUGAAGAUGGAGAAAGUUCUGAAGUUAAAGCUGUUUUAAAUGAUGAACGAUAUAAGUCCUUCAAACUCUUCACUUCUGUGUUUGGAGUGGGAUUAAAGACAGCUGAAAAGUGGUUUAGGCUGGGUUUCAGAACUCUGAGUGGAAUAAUGAACGACAAAACCCUGAAACUUACACACAUGCAGAAAGCAGGAUUCCUCUAUUAUGAAGACCUUGUCAGCUGUGUGACCAGGGCUGAAGCAGAGGCAGUCGGAGUACUGGUUAAAGAGGCCGUGUGGGCAUUUCUGCCGGAUGCCAUAGUCACCAUGACAGGAGGGUUCCGGAGGGGUAAGAAGGUGGGACAUGAUGUAGAUUUCUUAAUUACCAGUCCAGAAGCAACAGAAGAACAAGAACAACAACUUUUGCAUAAAGUGAUAACCUUUUGGGAAAAGGAGGGACUGCUUUUAUACUGUGACCUUUACGAGUCCACCUUUGAAAAGCUCAAGAUGCCUAGCAGGAAGGUGGAUGCUUUAGAUCAUUUUCAAAAGUGCUUUCUGAUUUUAAAAUUGCACCGUGAGUGUGUAGAUGAUGGCACGUCCAGCCAGCUGCAAGGAAAGACCUGGAAGGCCAUCCGCGUGGACCUCGUUGUGUGCCCCUACGAAUGCCGAGCCUUUGCCCUGCUGGGCUGGACUGGCUCCCCGCAGUUUGAGAGGGACCUCCGACGCUAUGCCACGCACGAGCGGAAGAUGAUGUUGGAUAACCAUGCCCUGUACGACAAGACCAAGAGAAAAUUUCUCAGCGCAGACAGUGAAGAAGACAUAUUUGCACAUUUGGGAUUAGAUUAUAUUGAACCAUGGGAAAGAAAUGCCUAG
Messenger RNA from Elephantulus edwardii (Cape elephant shrew), 1557 nucleotides. RefSeq names its product DNA nucleotidylexotransferase (gene DNTT). The record is from RefSeq and is a predicted model, not a curated record. NCBI's taxonomy places the organism in Eukaryota, Metazoa, Chordata, Mammalia, Macroscelidea, Macroscelididae. The transcript is spliced from 11 exons. Gene Ontology annotation, biological process: double-strand break repair via nonhomologous end joining. Bases 19 to 1557 code for a protein of 512 amino acids. Gene Ontology annotation, cellular component: nucleus. Gene Ontology annotation, molecular function: DNA-directed DNA polymerase activity; DNA nucleotidylexotransferase activity; DNA binding.